Dufourea novaeangliae is the source of this 822-nucleotide messenger RNA. RefSeq lists its product as uncharacterized. The transcript is spliced from 4 exons. Lineage: Eukaryota; Metazoa; Arthropoda; Insecta; Hymenoptera; Halictidae. The record is from RefSeq and is a predicted model, not a curated record. Bases 1 to 822 code for a protein of 273 amino acids.
AUGUCGUUCAACAUUCGAAAGCUGAUCAUUCUGUUGAUGUUCGCGGCAGCGGUUGUCGAGGGUAGUCCAAAGUUUGACGAUGGAGGGUUUAUACCGAGUUCCAUGAUCUAUUUGGAGAAGGGUCCGAAGUCUCAGGAUCAGAUAGCUAUGCCGUCCCAGAUGGAACCACGAAGUGAGUCGGCGACUAGACGCAGCGAAACGGAGACCAACGAUAUCACGGACCGUAGUCAGGAGCCUCGAUUCGGUUUCACAAAUAUUGGCAGCACAGGGAGCGGUUACGGGGUAUCAACGUACGCGCCCGCGAAAAUUGAUCUUGGUGGACUACUUCUGGGCGCCAUCAUAGGGGUGGGUUCUAUCUUGAUCAUCCCCAAACUGCUCUACGUCCUCUCCGGUAGUUACGGCCACUAUGCAAGAAGUGACGAAAACGGUGUCUCUCAAAUAGUAACGAAAUUAGAUGAUGUCCUGGCUCGCCACGGGAUAGACACUACGUCCUGCAUGCAACGGGCCAUGUGCACUUAUUCGCAACAGGCGGCGUCCUCCAUGAGAGAUGCGAACAGGCUGAACGAUGACGAACAAGUCUCGUCGUUCGAUCGAAUGAUCGACACGGUAACAACGAAUCAGAUAUUUCGCACGGCCAUGGAAGGGACAGCGAUCCAGGAAGCGGUAGAAGCUGGCAGAUCGGGACGAAGUUGCUCGCGAACUUAUCCUCACUGUGGUUUCUCCAUGGAGACUAUGCUGUCCCUGCUAUCGAACGUGUUCACUGCAGCUGCCACGGUCGCUCCAGGAUCGACAACUGCACACACCGGACCUGGAUCGUUGUAA